Messenger RNA from Polypterus senegalus (gray bichir), 1837 nucleotides. RefSeq names its product keratin, type I cytoskeletal 19-like. The transcript has 8 exons. Lineage: Eukaryota; Metazoa; Chordata; Cladistia; Polypteriformes; Polypteridae. Gene Ontology annotation, molecular function: structural molecule activity. The record is from RefSeq and is a predicted model, not a curated record. The coding region runs from base 70 to 1689 and encodes 539 amino acids.
GAGCAGCAGCAGCUUCUCACUGUCCAGCAUCCAGCUGCAAUUUGGAAGUCGCCUGUCUCUGCAACAAGAAUGUUUCGAAAGGCACACAGCCACUAUGGUGGCAGUAUGGGACCCCGAAUUUCUAGUUCAGUAUCUACUCGACUCUCCAGCGGCCUUAUAUCUGGUGGCGGCAGCGGAUAUGCAAGCAGUAACGUAGGAGGUGGAUAUGGUAGUGGUGGUGGUGGUGGAUUUGGUGGUGGUGGUUUGGCCCUUGGAUUUGGAAGUGGCUUUGGAGCUGGAGGUAGCUUUGGAGCUGCAGGUGGCUUUGGAGGUGGAGGUGGGUUUGGAUAUGGAGGUGGCUUUGGAGCUGGAGGUGGAGAUGCAGCAGUCACUGGCGAUGGAAAAGCCACAAUGCAAAACCUCAAUGAUCGUUUGGCUACCUACUUGGACAAAGUGCGCUCCCUAGAAGCUGCUAAUCAUGAGCUGGAACAGAAGAUCAGAGAAUGGCACAGCUCCUCCACUACUGCUGGUGGGAUUCAGGGCAAGGAUUAUUCUCCAUAUUUCAAUACCAUCGCUGAGCUGCGAGACAAGAUCUUUGCUGCUAGUUUGGACAACUCCAGGAUCAUCUUGCAAAUUGACAAUGCUAAGCUUGCAGCUGAUGACUUCCGAGUCAAGUAUGAGAAUGAGCUGGCUAUGAGGCAAUCUGUAGAGGCAGACAUCGCUGGCCUCCGCAGACUUCUUGAUGAAAUGACCAUGGCCAGAGCUGACCUGGAGAUGCAGAUUGAAGGUCUGAAGGAGGAGCUCAUUUACCUCAAGAAAAAUCAUGAGGAGGAAAUGCAGUCUCUGCGCAACUCAGUGUCUGGCUCUGUCAACGUGGAGGUGGAUGCUGCUCCACAGGAAGACAUGGCCAGGGUGCUAGAGGAGAUGCGGGCACAGUAUGAAGCCAUCGUCGCGAAGAACCAACGUGACAUGGAGAACUGGUACAAGAACAAGUUUGAUGAAUUGGACAAGCAGGUAUCCACCAAUACUGAAGCCCUUCAGUCAUCAAAGACAGAGAUCAGUGACCUGAAGAAGACUGUCCAGGGUCUAGAGCUUGAACUGCAAGCACUUCUUACCACGAAAGCAGCUCUUGAAAAUUCUUUGGCUGAGACUGAAGCCAGGUAUAGCACACAGCUCCUCCAACUACAAGAUGUAAUCAACAGACUGGAAGGUGAACUGAUGGAUGUCAGGCAGAGCAUGGAGCGCCAGAGCAAUGACUACCAGAUGCUACUGGAUGUGAAGACCAGACUGGAGAUGGAGAUUGCAGAGUACCGGCGACUGCUGGAAGGAGAGGACGUGGGAAGAGGCUCAAAGGGAGGAUUGGGAGGAGCAGGAAGUGGUUUUGGAGCAGGAGGUGGUUUUGGAGCAGGAGGUGGCAUUGGAGCAGGAAGUGGCAUUGGAGCAGGAAGUGGCUUUGGAACAAAGGGUGGCAUUGGAGCAGGAAGUGGCUUUGGAGCAGGAGGAGCAGGAGCAGGUGGCUCUGCAUCAGCGAGCUCGUCAGUCAGCAAAUCUUCAACUACCACGGUGACUAAAGUAGAGACCACCAAACAAGAACCACAAAAGCCCAAAGAACCUGUCCGCACCAGGAAAGUGAAGAGAAUGGUGGAAGACAUUGUGGAUGGGAAGGUGGUCAGUGUCCAUGAGGAAGAGUUUGAAGAGCCAGUGCGCUAAAUGGGCUUCCUGACGGAUCAGUUCUAAUGCUAGAGAAUGGGGCAGAGAUAAAAAAAAAACCAAACAUUUGUACUCUUGUGUCAUUGCAAACAAUGUAUUUUAAGUGAAUUUGAUAGAGCUGAUCCAUUAAAUAAAGAAACUCCUCAAA